Molecule: messenger RNA, 1437 nt
Organism: Pieris macdunnoughi
Lineage: Eukaryota; Metazoa; Arthropoda; Insecta; Lepidoptera; Pieridae
Source: the annotation of a GenBank genome assembly
AUGUAUCUUCCAUUUGUCAUAUCGCCGUUUCUUAUACAAUGUUUCGUGUGUGCAACUGUAUCUAUGAAUGUGCUAAGUAAUGGUUGCGCAUAUGGCUUCCCUGCGGUGCUGCUGCCACAACUCAAACUACCAGAUUCUCUCAUACCUCUGACCAAGGCCCAGGAGUCAUGGAUAGCUUCAAUUAUCACCAUAGCGAUGUUAGUGGGUAAUUUAUCCAUGCCAUUGAUACUGGAUAAAUUGGGUCGAAAAAAGGCGCAUUUCUUGAUCAAUAUACCGGCUGUUGUAGGAUGGCUUCUGAUAAUAUUUGCAAACAACGUUCAGAUUAUUCUACUUGCAAGACUGAUGCACGGACUAUCAUUUGGGCAAAUGGUACCUCUACGAGCUGUCGUUAUAGGAGAGUACUCAAGUCCUAAAAACCGCGGGGCAUUCCUAACAACAACUACAGUUGCACAAACACUUGGCAUGUUUUUAGUGCAUUUGAUAGGAUCGCUGAUACACUGGAAGAUGACCGCUCUCAUCUGUGUCUCAUUCACUUUAAUCAGCUUUAUCAUGACAUUUUUUCUACCAGAAUCCCCGAGUUGGCUCGCAAGUAAAGGGAAAUAUGAUGAAUGUAAACAACAUUUCCAUAAACUUAGAGGCGAUCAGGAAGAAGCCGAGCUAAACGAGCUCAUCCAAGCCAGAAUGGAGCACAAUGCGACAAAAACUGUCAUAAAUUUUAAAAACAGCGUGGAGAUUGUACGUAAAGUAGAAUUUUAUAAGCCCAUUCUUCUAUUCUUGCAUGUCACGUUACUGGUGUAUGUGGCUGGUGGGAUGAAUUUAGCAGUUUACGGGGUAGCUAUUGUGGGGCUCAUUAUGGGUCCGGGCGUUGAUGCGAAUUUCUGGCUGGUAGAGAUAGAUAUAUUACGUAUAAUCACUAAUAUACUGGCUGUUUACUUCAUGAAGAUGUGUUUGCGUCGCACCGUGGCGUUUAGCACUGGUGUCCUGUGCUUAAUUGCACACGUCGCUGUAGUUGCCCAUGUCAUUAUGAUAAAACAAGGCAUUACCUUAUUUGACUACAUAUGGAUACCAGCUUUACUACUGAAUCUUCAAUGUUUCGCUGUAUCCGCAGGAGUAUUACCAAUAAUGUGCGUAAUUGCUGGGGAAAUAUUUCCUUUGGCUUACCGCAGCAUCGGUAUAAGCUUUGGGACCGCUAUAGCGACGCUUUUCCACUUUCUAAUAUUAAAGACCUUCCCCUACCUCACAUCUUCAGUGGGUAUUGAAGGUGUGUACGGAAUAUAUGGGAGUGUGAUUUUGUACUGUUUGAUAGUUAUGUGGUUUUUGAUGCCGGAGACGAAGGGUCGGACGUUGCAACAGAUUGAAGACAAUUUAAAAGGUGUAGACAGAUCGAGUAAAAAUGGCUGUAACACCAAAACAUCAGCUCCGACCGACAAGUUUUAG